UGUGUGUUGUAUCAUGAAGUGAAGAAUAACUGUGAGAUUUAUCAGACAAUUUAAACCGUUCUUGUUAUAGUGAAAUACAUCAAUAUGAAGACUGUGUUGAUAAUCUUUGUGACACUUGUGAUUAUGAUUCAGUGUAAAUAUGUACCAAGUGACAUGCCCUUUACAAAUCCUCUGGUCACUGUAUACCCUUGUUUGGAUACUACAGAUAUUAUCCUGUCGUAUGAUCCUGGUUUGGCACCGAAGGACAGGAAUCAGUAUUACUUGCAAUACGAGCACAGAACGUUACCUAUAAACGUAUCUGUAGUAGCUCAGUUCAGUGCCGAUGUUAAUAUUAUCUUGAAUCUUAGGACGACUAAUAACACGUUCACAAGGUAUUCAUUGAAAAGUGGCUCACGGAUGUCACAUGAGUUUGUGACUUCUAACCCAGAAUUAAUGAUAUAUGGAUAUAAAGUGAAGGGAACUGUUCGUGGUAGAAUUCCUUAUCUGACUAGCUUCAAAAUUAAUGGCGUGGAAACUUGUAAUCAGCCAAAUAUGACACUUCUAGAUGAUUAUGCUGCUAAUACAAUGGACGAUGAGACACGACUCAACUGCGGUAGACGCAAAGUAGGACAUACCGAGUUGAUCGUCAAUGGCGCCCAAACUAAACAAGGAGAUUGGCCAUGGCAUGCUGCACUAUACAAAUUCGAGUUUCCAAAUAAAAAAUAUAUAUGUGGUGGAACUCUUCUUUCUAAGCAUUUUGUUUUAACAGCUGGUCAUUGCGUUACGGAAAAGAGAGACCCAGCCCCAGUUUUGCCAGAAAUUCUGACUGUUGUCCUCGGAAAGUACUACUUCACUGGAAGCGAUGUAGAAUCUGUGGAGCGACAAGUACACAAAGUUAUAAUCCAUGAAGAUUUUCUAUAUCGGCCUCUACGAAACGAUAUUGCUCUUCUGAAAUUGAGGACAGAAGUUAUGUUCACCACCUAUAUUCAACCAGCUUGCUUGUGGUACAACAGAGCUAGUGAAAAGUUGUUGAGUGAUGAAAUAAUAGGAACGGUCGUAGGCUGGGGUUUCAACAUCAACAACAGCUUCACACCUGUAAUGCAGCAGAUGCAGAUGCCGUUAGUAUCCAACAGCGUGUGUAUGUCCAGUCACAGCUAUUACAAUACCAUUGUGAAUGAGCACAAUUUCUGCGCUGGUUACCGCAAUCACUCCUCACCAUGUAACGGUGACAGUGGCGGUGCUUUCCAAGUUUUCAUUCCGGAUUUGGCGCUACCGACAAUGGACACGAGCACUCCGGGAUCCUGGCUCGUCAGAGGCAUCGUGUCAGUGGCGAAGUCCCGGAGUGACGCCGCGCUGUGUGACCCCGACGAGUAUGUGGUGUUCACUGACGUCGCCACCUAUCUCACUUGGAUAAAAGAGAAAAUGGAUUAUGAAGUUUAUUGA
Molecule: messenger RNA, 1422 nt
Organism: Bicyclus anynana (squinting bush brown)
Lineage: Eukaryota; Metazoa; Arthropoda; Insecta; Lepidoptera; Nymphalidae
Product: clotting factor C-like
Exons: 7
Coding region: 85-1422 (445 amino acids)
Biological process (GO): proteolysis
Molecular function (GO): serine-type endopeptidase activity
Source: RefSeq, a predicted model, not a curated record